Messenger RNA from Scheffersomyces amazonensis, 852 nucleotides. RefSeq names its product RNase P/RNase MRP complex subunit (gene POP4). Lineage: Eukaryota; Fungi; Ascomycota; Pichiomycetes; Serinales; Debaryomycetaceae. The coding region runs from base 1 to 852 and encodes 283 amino acids. Gene Ontology annotation, molecular function: ribonuclease P RNA binding. The record is from RefSeq and is a predicted model, not a curated record. Gene Ontology annotation, biological process: tRNA 5'-leader removal; rRNA processing. The transcript has a single exon. Gene Ontology annotation, cellular component: ribonuclease MRP complex; ribonuclease P complex.
AUGAACAGAACUAAUGCUUUGGAGAGACAUCUUCUCACCAGAUGUUAUGACUCUCAAGAUAGAAUUGAAGAACUUUUAACUACUAGAUAUUCUUUAACUGGAGAUCAGAAACCAGUUAUACAUUUUACUCAGUACAAGCAAACAGAUAAAGUCAAAUCUUUAUUACAUUCUGAAAAAUCUUCAUCUAAUAAUGAGAUCUCAUCAACAAGAAGAGUUAAUACCAGAAGAGAUUUACAAGCAUAUAUAAAGACUACCCUUAAUAAUCAAAAGAAAGUUAUUAAGAAAAUUCAAGCUUAUAACAGAAAGAAAUCUUCUCAAUCACGUCAAUUUCCUUUAGAUAAAAUGAUUAAAACAUUUAAUAUACCUCAAUAUGAUGAAUUUAUUGGAUUAAAUAACUUAUGGCAGAACUAUAUGCAAGAAUUAUUAUUUGUUAAUAAGAAUAAAACUAUAGAAAGUAUUCCUAGUUUAACUACAAUAUUACCAAAAUUAUCGACAGCUGAUUUUAAUGGUUGUUUAUUAACAGUUAUCCAAUCUAAAAAUACAAAUUUUGUAGGGUUAAGAGGUAUAGUUGUAUGGGAUGCUCAACAUUCAUUUUUAAUAUGUGUUCCUAGCAAGAAUGAUUCCAAAGAAUGGAAUGAAUCUAAAGAUAAAUUUAGUCCUUCUGAAAUGGUAGGUGGAUUUAGAUUAGUACCUAAACAUAAAAGUUUAUUUGCUUUUGAUGUAAUUAUACCUAAUGAUGAAAGUGAAACUGAAUGUAUUGGAUUCACUAUGAUAGGUAGUAGAUUUGAAUUCCGAUCUGUAGAUAGAUCAGGGAAGAAAUUCAAAGGUCAUGCAGUAGAUGGGAUCUUAUAA